Molecule: messenger RNA, 10660 nt
Organism: Alligator mississippiensis (American alligator)
Lineage: Eukaryota; Metazoa; Chordata; Crocodylia; Alligatoridae
Product: zinc finger protein ZFP2
Exons: 2
Coding region: 118-1923 (601 amino acids)
Biological process (GO): regulation of transcription by RNA polymerase II
Cellular component (GO): nucleus
Molecular function (GO): RNA polymerase II cis-regulatory region sequence-specific DNA binding; DNA-binding transcription factor activity, RNA polymerase II-specific
Source: RefSeq, a predicted model, not a curated record
CUUGCUGGGGGGGGGAGGUGUUUGGUUGGGACACCGGUCGGAUGUGAAGGGUAGAGGGGGAGCGAGCUGUCGGCAGCUGGAGGAUCCAGUUGCUGAUCCCUAGCCCAGGCAAGAGUCAUGGAAGACAAUCCCAUUUCUCCAGCCAGCGAGCCCCCUUCGCCACCAGGGCACAUCCGGAUCAUUGAGGCAGAUAGCUCAGUGGAGGAGGAGGAGGAGGAAGACAUGGGGACCCUGAAGAGAGCAGCCCAAGGGCAGAGCAGGAGCACGGAGGACCUACAGAUGGUGGGGGUUUCCCUUGAGAGACAAAGGUUUUCGUCCUCUCCUAGCCCCACUGGAUGGUGCCAAGAGGGGCACAGCCCUCCAGACCACCAUAAUGCUGAUGGUCUGGGCCAGAAUGGAUGUGAGGAGGAGGAAGUGGCCACUCUGUCAUGCCAGGAGGUCCCCCAAGCUGAGGCACCAGGGAAGCAGCAGUCCUGCAAGCCAUUCCGGUGGAAGCAGCGGCUGUAUGAGCAGUUGGAGUCCAUUCGGGCUGCUGCUGCUCCCCCUGGCCAAGAAGGUGGGGAGCCAGCUGGUGCCGAUGAAGCAGGGCCGUCCCGGGGCAAGCAACUGCGGCUGCUCCAGGGUUGGGCUACCAACUUCCAGAGGAAGAAAUAUCUCUUGGAGAAUGGGCAGGGGGCUGGGCUGAGGGACAUGGGCUCCUCCCCAUCCAGCCCCAAGGAGGGGGGACAGCGCCUGGUACUAGGGCAAGGCAAGUAUUGGGAGUGGGAGGGAGCGGGGCCUGGUGCCUGUUCCCCCAAGCUGGCUGAGCCUGGCAGUACGUACUCCAAGCCAGACUUUGUGCAUCUCAUUGAUGAGCACGGGAUCUAUUCUACUGCAAAACUGGUGCUGGGCGGGGCAGCAGGUGAAGAGCUGGAGGAUGUGGUGGUGCUGCCACCCCACCUGAAGCAGGGUGGGGCUGGCCCUGAGCUGGAGAUCCGGGAGGUGAUCAUAGAUGAGAAGCCCUUCCAGUGCCGCGUGUGUGAGAAAACCUUUAAGCGGGCCUGGGAGCUAUUCAGCCAUGAGGUGGUGCACAAUGAGGAGCGCCCCUUCCACUGCGACCUGUGUGAGGCCUCCUUCAAGCGCCAUUCCGACUUCAAGAGCCACCGGCUGGUGCAUACUGAAGAGCGUCCCUUCCACUGCGAAAUGUGUGGCAAGAAGUUCAAGCGGUCGUCCAACCUGCAGGAGCAUCGGCGCAUCCACACUGGGGAGCGUCCCUACCAGUGCGCCUGCUGUGACAAGAGCUUUAAGACGCCUUACGAACUGCAGCGCCACAUGCUCACCCACUGCACUGAGAAGCCCUUCAAGUGCAGUGACUGUGGAAAGGACUUUCCCACCACCAACUCUCUGGUGCUGCACCAGCGCCAGCAUUGUGACGACAAGCCCCAUGUCUGUGGUGUCUGUGGCAAGAAGUUCACAUAUGGACAUAGCCUCAAGGUGCACGAGCGCGUUCACACUGGUGACCGGCCUUUUGUCUGCCCCAUCUGUGGCAAAGGCUUCAAGCAGUCAAAUGCUCUCUCCUCCCAUGAACGUGUGCACACCGGUGAGCGUCCCUUCAUCUGCAAGACCUGUGGCAAGGCCUUCAAGCAGUCAUCGUACCUAGUGAUCCACGAGCGCUCGCACACUGGGGAGCGCCCCUACAAGUGCGAGAUGUGCGAGAAGGCCUUUGCCCGUCCCUCACUCCUGCUGCAGCACCACCGCGUGCACAGUGAGGAGCGCCCCUACAAGUGCAGCUUCUGCGAGAAGUUUUUCAAGGACCUGUCAUACCUCACAGUGCAUGAGAAGGUGCACACAGGCGAGACCCCCUACAAGUGCAGUGUCUGCGACAAGGGCUUUGCCCACCCUUCCAACCUGCUGCAGCACCAGCGUGUACACCGUCAUAGCUGACCUGCCCCCUCACCUGCUUCUCUCUAGACUCCAGCCCAGGCCCCUGCAAUGUGGCCUGUACAGUGCACAGUUCCUGCGGAGUGAACCCUACUCCAUCUGUGGGGGCUCUGUGGGGAAUGCCUGUCCCAGCAUAUGGCAUGGGUUGGAGUGUGUAUUCUUGGAGGCAUUCACCUGGGCUGUGCAUGCCCUUUGCACCAGCCAUUAAGGAAGCUGGGGCUUGCUGCUCUCUGCACACUAGGCAGGGCCUCCUGGCAUGCUGCUAAUGUGGCCUCUAGGUCUGGGGAGGUCUGGACUGGGGAGUAUCUGACUGCCUGCUUACUUCCAAGAGCUCUGGAUAAGAAGGGUAAACUUUCAGCUUCCCUACAUGUCCUACUGGCAUAACUGCUAUGGGGGGCUUGCUCUGUGACACCUCCACAGCCUGUUUAAAGAGUUGGGAGGGUGCUUAGUAGGGUUAAUCCUGAAGGAAAUUAAUUUGGCAUCUCAGAGCCUGAAAAAAAGAGCAGUGCUAAAUUUGGCCAUAGCAAGUUCACCUUUUUGUACUCCGUCCACCUGAAAACUGUCUCUGUGAACACCAAGGAGAGGACCAGGUUGCCCUUUAAGCAGGGGCCUGGCCUGAAAGGGAUUAGGGAGUUGGUAGUUGCACUCCUGAAGCACUGACCCACAAUAGGGUAUCUCCAGCACUGGGCACUGCAGGUGCCAAGCAGGCUGACCCCCAUCAGUAGAACUCUUCCUUCUGCCUUUCCCUCUCCCACCCCAGUGCUUGAAAGUGCUCUGUCAGCACUAUUGCUCCCUGGGUUUCCUUUCUUCUGAGAGCACAGUAUUUGCUGAGGGAGUGAUACAGGCCCAGUGUGGCUGCCUCCAGAGCCCUGUAUAUCUGGGAAGUCUGAAUUCCUUGAUGAGUUCUGGAGUGGGGAGAGGAGGCUGGAAAGUGGGUCCCUUUGCUACUUGGACGGGGCUUCCUGAUGUGUCCUGCUGCACAGGGCUAGCCAGUUGUUCCUCUCCUCUGCCUUUCUCCCUUGCUUGCACAGGGUGAGGCUCAAGGGAAAAUGAUGGACAGUUAGCUUCAGGUGCCAAACCACCUCCCUCUUGGCGCUGGUCUGAGCUCCCUGACCAAGCUGUAUUCUCAUACCUAGAGACCUUCCAAAACAACAUUGGGUAGUGCAAUAGUGAGAGUGCAGUGUUGCAAUGUUACCAGAUAACCAGAACCUGCCUUGUUCACUUCACUGUCACUUCCCCAGUGUUGCUGAGAAUACAUGCCUUUGACCCCUGGGAUUCUUGUCAAGCCCUGGUGAGGGGUUGGGGAGGACUCUGGUUGAAGCCCCAGCACAUUUGUCCUUCUGAGGGUUAUAGGAAUUCAGUCUGUUAGGGCCCUCUGCACAGCCCCCCAGGGGAAGCCAGUUCAGUCUAAACAAAAGCAACAGGACACCCUUUUCUGGCUUGCUUAUAGAUUGCAGGAAAGCACAGAUGCCUGCUUGCUGUGGGUGGGAGCAGAGGCUUGGGUCCUUAAGGCAGAGAUAACAGCAGGCCUACUCUGGAGAGCAGGUUGUGGGUCAGGCUAACUUAGUCUGAGGCUGCUGUUUCACUUAUAAGCCAAUUUGAACUCAGACACAGCCGGUCUCUCCCACCAUGUUCACAUUUUGUGCUUGGGGUGAAGGGAAUGGACCAAGAUGAGCCUGCCAGCCCGUUUGCAUGGGAGGAGACUAACCUGGUCACAACCAGAGUGCUACAUGACUCUUGCCAGCUGGCCCCAUAAAACUGGUGGAAAGGACCUAGAGGGAUGGGACAGGUAAGAGUUCAGAGCCGCGGAGCAGGCAGUGUAUCCAUCCUGUUCAUUGCUCCAGUACCUAAGGAUCCCUCAUACAGGGUGCUGCACAAUUGCAGGGUAAAAAGCAAUCCCUGCUCUGGAGUUCUUGGAGGGAUUCUGCAGAGCAUCUGCAGAGGAGACAUGUCCUGCAAGACCCUGGUGAGGACAACACAGGUAUCCUUGGUUGAGAGCGAGGAGGGGCAAGUGCCACACUAGGCUAAUGGGAUGUUUCACAGUGCAACACAAUGUCUCCAUAGGACUGGUUGUGAGUAGGCCUAUGCGAAUAGGGAGGUAUUCAGUUCGGAUUCAGCCAAUUUGGAGGACAAUGAUUCAAUUCAGUAAUUCCAAUUACUGUUCCUAUUUGAUUUGGCCGAAUCGGCUUCGAAAGAUUCAGUGCUGAUUUGGAGAGAUUCAGUGAUUCAGAUUGACUGGAGAGAGGCAGGCACAGCCGGGCAGCUGCAGGUUCUCCCGCGGCUCCUCUGGCUGCGCUUGCCUCUCCCUGGGUUGGGGUAGUCGUGGGAGAAGCCCCCAUGGCUGCCCUGCCUGACCCCAGCCUCCUGGCACCUUAAAAAAAAAAAAAAAAAAGGCUCGACACUCACCGGCUGCAGCAGUGGUGAUCAGGGCCUCUGGGUGCUCGUGGCAGAGCCCCCCUGCACAGCAUGGGGCAGUAGGGAUUGCCACCUCCCCCACCUGGCACCUGCGCAGUGGCACAGGUGGAGGGUGGCUCAGCAGGGUGCUGUGCGCUGUCCAGGAGCUGGGGCCGCUGAGCCUAAGCACUGCCGGGAUCUGGGUGACUGCUGCAGCUGGUGAAUGCGGGGCUUUUUUGCUUUUUUCUUUUUUUUAAAGUGCUGGGAGGCUGAGGCUGGGCAGGGCAGGGCAGGGCAGCCAUGAGGGGCUUCCCCCAUGGCUUCCCCCGCUGCCUGGGGAGAAGCAGGUACAGAUGGAGGAGCCGUGGGAGAACCUGCAGCCGCCCGGCUGUGCCUGCCUCUCCCCGACUGAUCCAAAUCUUUUCUGAAUUGAUUCAGAUGCUCUGAAUCGAUUCAGAGUUUUUAAUGGGUCUCCUGAUUCAAUUCAGAUUUGGAGAUUCGUCCCCCGAAUCGGGCCUAAUCUCCAAAUCAAAUAGGCAACCGAAGCUACACACAGCCCUAGUUGUGAGCAACCUAAAGCAGGUGAAUGGGGGCAGCAUCGGCUAUAGGGCAGGGGUGGGCAAGAUGCAGCCGGUGGGCUGGAUGCAGCCUGCCAGGUCAUUCUAUUCGGCCCGCAGGGCCCCUAAAAAAUUUACAAAAUGAAUAUUUAUCUGCCCCUGGCUGCCUGUCAUGUGGCCCUCGAUGGCUUGCCAAAACUCAGUAAGCGUCCCUCCACCCAAAAUAAGUGCCCGCCCCUGCUAUUAGGAAUAUUGUGGUGUGGGCUAAGGCCACUGCACACUUGCUGCUGCUGGGAGAGGCUGUUUGCCCUGUUGCUGGCAAUGGGGCAUGCCCCUGUCACUCAUCUCCCUGGUCUUUGGAGUGCAGGGGGACCCAGAGCAGGAAAGUGGCAGGAAUGGCUGUACUGGGAGCAGGUGGUACAGCUGCAGUGCUGCCCAUGGGCCACCCAUGAGUUACAAAGUACUCUGGUAGAUGUACUGGUGCAUCCUGUGGGGACCCAGAGUCCUUCUUUGUCCUGGUUUUGGCUGCUGCUUAAUGCAGUAGAUGCUGGAUCUUCUGUAUCCAGGGCAGGGUGGUUUGGCCUGUCAUGCAAGGAGGCAUGUGACUUGGGUUUGAGCUUGCUGCAGCUUGGGGCCUAUGUCCAACCUGUAAGUGGCUGCAGCUCUGCUCUGCUUUGCUGCAGUGAGAGUCACCUGCCACUCAGUCUCCGAGCCACAUGAACAGCAUAUCAGGGCUCAUCAGCCACAUUGGUUGUGCACAGAUUUCACACACUAAUCUGUACACUUGCAUGUACACAUGCACAUACAUGUGUGCACAUACCCACACAGUAAUGACCUGCAGCUCUCUUGGUGUCUACAGGGCCUGGAUGGGGCUGAGAAAGAUGGUCCAGAUUGUGAUGGAGCCAAACUGUGGUCCCUUCCUCUGGGGAAAAGGAAGACCACUGUGAUCCGUGAUUUUUAGGUGGUUCUUGCAUUUCAAGGUGCUAGGUCAGCCAGCUGUAGGCUUAAGGGAGUCUUAGUGGAGCAGAGGGGAUGGACAGCCCUAUGUUUGAUUACUGUCUGCAAAUGUGGACGUAGUCUUUCUGGACUUCAGAAAGGCCUUCGACACUGUCUCUCACCCCAUUCUCGUUAAAAAAUUAGGAGAUUGUGGUGUCGAUGCCUACACAAUCAGAUGGGUCGCUAAUUGGCUGGAGGGCCGCACCCAGAGAGUGGUGGUGGACAGGUCAUUUUUAACUUGGAGGGAUGUGGGCAGUGGGGUCCUCCAGGGCUCUGUCCUCAGGCCCGCACUGGUUAACAUCUUCAUCAGUGACUUGGAUGAGGGGGUGAAAAGCGCCUUGUUCAAAUUCGCAGAGGACACUAAGAUGUGGGGAGAAGUGGGCAUGCUAGAAGGGGAGGGACAGGCUACAAUUGGAUCUGGACAGGUUACAGGGGUGGGCGGAUGAGAAUAAGAUGGGAUUCAAUACUGAUAAGUGCAGGGUGCUGCACCUUGGGAGAAAGAACCAGCAGCAUACCUACAGGCUGGGGAACUCCCUUAUCAUCAGUGGAGAGGCAGAAAAGGAUCUUGGAGUCAUUAUAGACUCCAAGAUGAACAUGGGCCACCAAUGUGGGGACGCAGUCAGGAAGGCUAACCGCACCUUGUCAUGCAUCCACAGAUGCAUCAUGAGCAGGUCCAAGGAGGUGAUCCUCCCCCUAUAUGAGAUUGGUCAGGCCGCAGUUGGAGUACUGCGUGCAGUUCUGGGUGUCGCACUUCAGGAGGGAUGUGGCCAGCAUGGAGAGGGUCCAGAGGAGGGCCACUUGCAUGAUCAGGGGGCAGCAGGGCAGGCCCUAUGAGGAGAGGCUAAGAGACCUGAACCUGUUCAGCCUCCACAAGAGAAGACUGAGUGGGGAUCUGGUGGCCAUCUAUAAACUGGCCAAGGGAGACCAGCAGGUAUGGGAGAGUCCCUGUUCCCCCAAGCACUACUGGGUGUAACAAGGAAUAACAGCCAUAACUUGACGGAGAGUAGAUUCAGGCUAAAUGUCAGGAGGCACUACUUUACAGUCGGCGGCUAGUAUCUGGAACCAACUUCCAAGGGAAGUGGUGCUUGCUCCAACCUGGGUGUGUUUAGAAGGAGGCUAGAUAGACAUCUAGCCAGGGUCGUUUGACCCCAGCAUUCUUUCCUGCCCAUGGCAGGGGGUCGGACUUGAUGAUCUGCUCAGGUCCCUUCCAACCCUACCAACUAUAAAACUGAAACUAUGAAAUGUGGAGCAAAGUGAGGAGCAGUUCAUCUGUGUCUGACUCAACUUGCCUAGUGAGGGCUGCUUCCAAGGGAUGGGCAUUACUAGGAUCCUCUUUACUGAAAUGCAGGGGCCAUUUGCCCCUUGCACCUAGAGGAAUGGGGUGACUCAGGGCAGUCUCCAGGCCCCCAGUUGCUGCUCCUGCUGCUAAACUCCAAGUCGGUUCUCACUAACUGUUUUGUUGCUCUUUCUGUCUGACCCUCACUGGGGAGAAGGCUAGAGGCUGGACCUUUCCCAGUGGAGGCAAGAACUGGGCCUGCUCCCAUCUACAUUCACUUACCUGGACUUGGCCUGUUCCUGCUGCAGUCCUGGAGAUGCCUGGCACUGCAUUAGCCUUCCCCACCCUGUACUAAAACACCAGGGCUGGAUAAGACUGUGGUCAAAUGCUGUAAUCCCUGCCCCCUUUUGUAUGGGUCCUGUGGCACAGGGUCAGGGUGAGCCUCAGGCUCUGCUCCUUGGCCUUUACACACUAAUUACAGGAUGGUUAUUUAAUGGUGUUUCUGUCUCUUCACUGCUCUGGCCUUAGAGCUCAGGAUCUCAAGAGUAACCCACUCAGCUCUCAGCAGUGAGUGCUGAAGCACUGGUGAAGCUUUAAAGCUAAAUCCUAGCAUCAAAAGAAGGGCAGGGUGGCCUUCCUUACGCCCUGACUGCAGCUAGGGAGCAGUCAGUGAAUGAUCUCAAUAUUGAUACUGAGCCCUAACCAGUGUUUCAUAGAUGAGGGGCCAUCCUUGUUGGAACCACAGAGUCUCCACUUCAAAGCUCCAUGGGAUUUUAAAAGUACAGGUCAGGAAAGUGGGGACUAAAUGGCGUGUGACUAAAGAGGGAACAGGUACGUUACUUACCUGCUAUCAUGCAGUCAUGCCAGCAUCAUAGCCUGAACGCCUAGUCUUGGGCUUUCUGCCCAGCUCUGCUAGUGUCUCUUCUGACCAAGCCCCUGUGUCAGCCCAAUCAUGACCCCCCUCUACCUCUCCACAUAGCUGUGCCACUGUCCCACAUCACUGACCUGCAUUUAUGUACCAUUUCAAUGUUAGCACUCCCUACACAUCUCUGCUAGUGCCCUUCUUUCUGAAGGCACAGCUCCUCUCUGGUUGUAGUCAUGCCUUUGUUUUGCUGAAUCCCUGAGAGGAGGCUUUUUAAUGUUCUGUGACUAGUUUUCCUGACAGGUGAAACACAGGGGCCUCUGUCACAGGUUUUCACUGAUCUCAGCAGUAAGUUGUGACAUCUUUAUUCUUGACAUUCUUUCUAUAUAAUACUGAUGUAGCCAGAGAGUCCAGGCCUUCCUUGCUGAGAUCAGCUACAUCACAGCUUCCUCAGGAUAUACAAUAGAGGAGACAAUAUUUGGGGGUCCAUCUCUGCUCUGGGAGACUGCAGUUUAGCUCUGGGGCUGAAUUCUGAUUCCAGCUGCCUCCAGAGUUACCUGCUUUACUCAGCUCCCUGGGACCAAGACUGGAUUGUGAUCUCGGGUUCCCCAGUGCAAGUGUGGAGUAAUCCCCUGAUUGCAGGAGGGUAAGCUGUAUGGGUCUUGCAAAGACCCUUAGAGUGAUUGUGGAAGAUUGUCAAUGUUGUCUGCCGCUCUCGUCAGCUGGCCACCCACACAAGUUAACUGAGCUAUUUAUAGAGUCUCCUGGCCAAGAGACCUGGAUUCCACUGGACUUAAUGUUCUGUAGAUGGGGGGGAAAGAUGGAGCAGAGGGAGUCGUGGCCAGGACUGUCAGGAGCCGUAAGUCAGGUUCCCUGCUCUGCAAGGUUUAUUCCCAGUAAAGAUGCUUGGAUAUCCUUCUCCAUUGCUAACUGGGGAGUAUUUUACAAACCUGAUGUUGCCCAAGGGUAUUAUCCUGCUUAGUUUCUGGCAGAGGUACAUGGGACACUUCUGCCUCUUCUGCACCACUGUUAACAAUGGUUAAUGGCUUCUGUGCUGCUGGUGGCAUUAUGGGACUGGAAAGAGGAUAGACAAGAAAGGCAUGGGGUGGGGGGGUGGGGAGGGGUCUGUUGUGCAGACAGUUUGGAGAAGUACCAGUCUUCCCAAAUGCUCUUAUGGCAAUGGCCAGGGCUGAAAGCUUCUGGGACAGGGCUGUGACUUUUACCUGGCCCUGUCAGACCUGCAGUAUCAGUAAUCACCAUUGCAAAGCAUACAGAAAGGAAAGGAGCAAUCAGGUCUGGCAUAUCAUCCUUUGCCUUCACCUGGAUGGUCACACCCCUGAGCUGCAAACCUGCAUAAUGGCCACAUCUGCCCAUUAGCUAACAAUGCCUUUACUAACACCAGGAAUCCUAGACUGCUGGAUACCAGGAAGUGGAAAGUGAAGGUGCCUGCCACAAGAACCUUCGCUCAACCUUAUGCUCAUGCACCACCCUUACAGAUAGUGUGCACUGUUCAGGGAGUUGGGCUCAGAUCAGGGAUGGGUAAAAUGCGGCCUGGGGCCCAGAUGCAGCCCACCAAGCCAUUCUAUCCAGCCCGCAAGGCCCCUAAAAAUUUUAGAAAAUAUUAAUCUGCCCUGGGCUGCCUGUCAAGUGGCCCUAGAUGGCUUGCUGAAACUCAGUAAGCAGCACUCUGCCCAAAAUAAUUGCCCGCCCUUGGCUCAGAUGUUUCCAGUGUGGAGCCUUGAAUUUUCUCUAUGCUAGGAAAACUUGCUGAAAUCAGUGACUUCUAAAGAGAAGUUGCCCACACCAUCCUGCACUCAGACAUGGAGCCUGCCCCAUAGAAACAACCUGCUUCCUACCUAGUUUUACAUCUCCCAGCACACACGAUGCCACCUGUCCCUAUGUAGUUAUUUACCCAGCACAAAAUCUACAGGCCACUAACACCUCCCAUCUCACUGCUGCAAUCUCCAGUCACAAGGCUUGCCACUAUACCCCCAGCCUGCAUAACAGCCCUGAAAUGUGAUAUACUGGGUCCCAUAAGUGACACAUGCACCUCUCCCCUGACCACGUAUAGGAGAUUCAAGGAGGGCUGCACAGAACCUGAACAGAGCAUACACAGAUCACCUCCUGCCAUGAUCACUGCUCUGCCAGGAUGUCAUGACUGAGCUGCCUGCUGUUCAGUGUAGUGCCAGCUAACACCAUGGGGAGAGGGAUGCGUAGCCAUGUUACUCUGAAGUCAGGCAGAAGGCUGGGCAGGGUGGUAUCUUAGAAACUAACUGAUCAGAGAUGCAUAAACUUUCCUAGGCAACAGCCUACCUCAUCAGAUGUUAUGAAUGGACUUGCAAACCACAGGGAUUCUAAAUAGAAGGGAAUUUAAAUGCAAAGGAUGGGGGAGGGGGCACUUGAGAGAGGUGAAGGUGGGUUGAAUAGGUCAAAAGGGAUAAAUAAGGUAAUUAAUCCAUUGAUGGACAUAGAGGUUAUAAAAGCUAUCCCCAGGUAGUGGGAUAAAAAUCCAGUUUCUACUGAGACCAUACGUAAUGGAAUCCAGUCUGUGGAUGAUUCCUUGUUCUGCAUUUUCAUAUUCAAGUUUUUAAAGUUUUGUUAAGGACAGCUACUCUGGAGUUAAGUGAUGGAAUAUUAUACAUGGAAGUUAAAGUA